Molecule: messenger RNA, 825 nt
Organism: Dinoponera quadriceps
Lineage: Eukaryota; Metazoa; Arthropoda; Insecta; Hymenoptera; Formicidae
Product: histone-lysine N-methyltransferase SETMAR-like
Exons: 2
Coding region: 1-825 (274 amino acids)
Molecular function (GO): nucleic acid binding
Source: RefSeq, a predicted model, not a curated record
AUGGCAAACGAAGCAGUGAAAAAAAUUAAAAACACUUACGGCGAUGUUCUAAAACUAAACAAGUGUCAUAGAUGGUUUAAAAAGUUUAAAAAUGGAAAUAGUAAUCUCGAAGAUGUUGAACGAAAGAGACGACCUCAAAAAUUAGAUGAUGAUAUCCUUAGAGCGAUGGUGGAUUCAGAUUUUCAUCAAACUAUUAGGGAAUUAUCAUUAAAGAUCGGCUGUCCAUGGUCUACAGUUCAAGAUCAUCUUUAUCGUAUAAAAAAAGUGUAUAGGCAAGAAAUUUGGGUUCCUCAUGAGUUGACAGAGACGGCACUCGAUCAACGGCGUACAAUCUGCGCGUCUCUUUUGUCUCGAGAAGCACCUAUUCCGACACCUAAACUAUCACUAACAAUAAAGAAGUUCCUUGUUUGUUUGUGGUGGAAUUUUUCAGAAAUUAUACACCAUGAAUUGCUUGAACCUGGUCAGACCGUUACAACCACAGUGUAUUGUGAACAACUCGAGCGAAUGAAGCAAGAGCUCUUAAAAAAACGAUCUGUUUUGGUCAAUUAUCGAAAAAGAAUCUUUCAACACGAUAACGCGAGGUCUCAUACUGCAAAAAUAACACAGGAAAAAAUUAGGGAGCUUGGAUUGGAACUUUUACCUCAUCCACCUUAUUCACCAGAUCUCGCGCCGUCGGAUUACAACCUUUUCAGAUCAUUAGAGCAUAUAUUAAGAGGUAAACACUUUAACAAUGUUGAAGAAGUGAAAACGCACUUGGAAAAGUUUUUCAAUGCAAAAUCGAAGAACAAUUUUAAAAAAGGAAUCGAACAACUGCCUAUACGCUAG